Molecule: messenger RNA, 783 nt
Organism: Ananas comosus (pineapple)
Lineage: Eukaryota; Viridiplantae; Streptophyta; Magnoliopsida; Poales; Bromeliaceae
Exons: 7
Coding region: 1-783 (260 amino acids)
Source: RefSeq, a predicted model, not a curated record
AUGACGACUUAUUUCCUACUCAGCCUACCUACACUACUUAACACGAGGUCUACGUCGAGACAUCCACUCAUUCCACCAUCCAGUGGUGCUCCUGAGGCUGUGGGAUCUGGAGCUGGAGCAGGAGAUGAUGAUGAUGAUGAUCAUGACGAGGACACUGAGCCUCUUUUCGUCCCCUCCGCCUCCGUCACCUGCGGCUCCACGCCUCCACCUGUGGUCUUCAUCGGAAGCAAGCCACGCGCCUUCGCCGCCUGCGGCUCCAGCACCCCCACGGGGGGCUUCGCUGCAGGCCAGCCGCACCUCACAGGGGGCUUCGUUGCAGGCCAGCCGCACCUGCGCGUCGCCUCGUCGAGCCGCACCUGCGCGUCGCCUCAUCGAGCCGCACCUGCGCGUCCCCUCGUCGAGCCGCAGGUUCAAGCUGCACCUUCGCUGCAGGCGAGCCGCAGGUUCAAGCCGUCACCUGCGCGUUGCCUCGUAGAGCCGCAGAUCUACGAGGUGUCAUCGUCGUGGUGGAAAUCGCUGAAGAAUCGUAGGUUGCAGAAUUGGGGUGGGGUGGUGCACGAAAAGGGGCUUUUGCCACAGCAACUAUUGAGAACCACCCUCGAGGGAGAACCACCCUCGAGGUUGACCCACCUGGAGACGGGGACCGCCGCUAGGCCCAGCAGCGCCGGCUCCUUGGCCGUCAAACUGGUCCUCGACGAGCACGGCCAGCUUAUCGUCGAGCGGCUACGCGUGUCCCCUGCUUCGACUUCACCUGGAGCGAGGUUGAAUCCUUCAGUUAGUUGA